This is a messenger RNA of Drosophila busckii, 3358 nucleotides long. Its product is annotated as DEAD-box ATP-dependent RNA helicase 20. Gene Ontology annotation, molecular function: RNA helicase activity; RNA binding; ATP binding. NCBI's taxonomy places the organism in Eukaryota, Metazoa, Arthropoda, Insecta, Diptera, Drosophilidae. Gene Ontology annotation, cellular component: ribonucleoprotein complex; nucleus; cytoplasm. The transcript has 4 exons. The record is from RefSeq and is a predicted model, not a curated record. Bases 98 to 2461 code for a protein of 787 amino acids.
AGAGACCUGAAAAAUUGUAAGGUGAAGUGAAAAUUAUAAAAAAAGUGAAAAUAUAUAGUUUUUGGUAAAUUAUUGUGCAACUUACGUCGAGAAAACAAUGAACAUGUAUAACGGACAGGUAAAUGGUUAUAUGGGCGGCCCACCAACCGGCGGCAUGCCCAACAAUCGUAUGGGCAAUAACGGCGGCGGUCCUGGCAUGUUUCAGCGCAACCGCACAGCUCCUUACGUACGCGGAGGAGCUGCUGGCGGCGUAAGUGGCGGUUUCAAUGGCAAUCGCAUGAAUGGCGGCGUUCCCGGACCACGCACCGACAAUAUGUAUGGUGGUCAGAACAACAAUCGCACUUCGACACAUGGCGCUCAUUUGCCAAAAAUUAUAUGGUCCGAAGUAGCGCUUACUCCAUUCCGCAAGAACUUUUACAAGCCAUGCGACUCGGUACUAGCCCGUACCCAAGUCGAAACAGAUAGUUUCCUGAGCAGUAAUGAAAUCACUAUAAAGGGCAAUGAAGUGCCAACGCCCAGCAUUGAGUUUGAAGAGGGUGGUUUCCCUGAUUAUGUUAUGGAUGAGAUACGCAAGCAGGGCUUUGCUAAGCCGACUGCUAUACAGGCACAGGGUAUGCCUAUUGCUCUGAGUGGUCGCGAUUUGGUGGCCGUGGCCCAAACAGGCUCCGGCAAGACCUUGGCCUAUGUGCUGCCCGCUGUGGUGCACAUUAAUAACCAGCCGCGCCUGGAGCGCGGAGAUGGACCCAUUGCCCUUGUGUUGGCACCCACCCGUGAGUUGGCCCAACAGAUUCAGCAAGUGGCCAUCGAGUUUGGCUCGAACACGCAGGUGCGCAAUACCUGCAUCUUUGGCGGCGCCCCCAAGGGUCAGCAGGCGCGUGAUUUGGAGCGUGGUGUUGAGAUUGUAAUUGCCACACCAGGACGACUAAUUGAUUUUCUAGAGCGCGGCACUACCUCGCUAAAGCGUUGCACCUAUCUGGUGCUGGACGAGGCUGAUCGUAUGCUGGACAUGGGUUUUGAGCCCCAGAUACGCAAGAUUAUGCAGCAGAUACGCCCUGAUCGUCAGGUGCUCAUGUGGUCGGCCACAUGGCCCAAAGAAGUGCGCCAGCUGGCCGAAGAGUUUCUUAACAAUUACAUUCAGGUGAACAUUGGCUCUCUCUCGCUGAGCGCCAAUCACAACAUACUCCAGAUUGUCGAUGUAUGUGAUGAGUCGGAGAAGAUCAUGAAGCUGAUACAGCUGUUGACGCAGAUCUCUAGCGAGAAUGAAACCAAGACCAUCAUAUUUGUGGAGACCAAGAAGCGCGUGGAUGAGAUCACACGCAAUAUAUCGCGUCAGGGUUGGCGCGCAUGCGCCAUACAUGGCGACAAGUCGCAGCAGGAACGCGACUUUGUGCUGUCGAGCUUCCGCAACGGACGUCAUUCCAUUUUGGUGGCCACCGAUGUGGCUGCCCGCGGAUUGGAUGUUGACGACGUCAAGUUUGUGAUCAAUUAUGAUUAUCCUUCGAACUCGGAGGACUACGUGCAUCGCAUUGGCCGUACCGGACGCUCCAAUAACACGGGCACGGCUUACACCUUGUUUACGCAUUCCAAUGCCAACAAGGCCAAUGAUUUGAUCCAGGUGCUGCGUGAGGCCAAUCAGACUAUCAAUCCCAAGCUGAUGAACAUGGCACAGAACAGCGGCUACCAGAAGCGUGGUAACAUGGCCUAUCGCGGCGGUGGUGGUGGCUACCAAGGACGCAACCAGCAAAUGGGCAACUAUCGCAACAAUCAAAACAACAACAAUCCACGCAACAACAGCAAUAACGGCUACAAUGCUGGCGGUCCACCACGCUACGAUCAGAAGAUGCAGCGCAAUUCGCCGCCAAUUCAGGGCACAGGUUUUCGUCCUCAGAGCAAUGUGUAUCAACAGCAGCAGCAGCAGGCGCAGUCGGUGCUGCAGCAGCAGCAGCAGCAGCAACAGCAACCCGGCAUGCAAUUCUCGCGUUUCAAUCCAAAUGCUGCCUGCUUUGAGCCCAAGACACAGCAGCAGCAGCUGCAGCAACAGCAGCUACAGCAACAGCAGAUGCAGCAGCAACAGCCGGGCGGACAGGCUGCGCAUCUAGCAGCAGCUCAGGCAGCGGCUGCCAAUGCCGCCGCCGUUGCCGCUGGCUAUGGCUAUGGUGUGGAACAGAAGCGUUCACGCUUUGCGCUCAACUUUAAUAUGCCGCCACCGUCGAUGCCGCAACAGCAGCAGCAGCAGCAACAGGCACCGCAGCAGCAGCAAUCCCAGCAGCCACCAAUGCCCACUGGCGCACCUCCAGCAAUGUCCAGCCAGGCUUAUGGUGCCUAUGCCAGCAUGCCCAGCAAUAUGGCAGCAGUAUCCUUGAAUGGCGGCGGCGCACCCAGCAUACCAGCCAGCGCCUAUCGGGCUCCAUAUGCGAUGCCGUAUGUGAUGCCGCCACCACCAAUGCCCGUGCAGAAUUAAAUGAGACAGUAAAGCCAAAUUGUAGGAGUCGAACUUGAAGAAGACCGGAGUAUUAAGUAGGUCGUCACCCCGGGUUCUGUGCUCUAUUGUAUUUUCCUUUUCUUCACACACACACAAACACACAUUAUACACACACACACACACACACACACAUACAGUCAGCAUAAGAAGCUUGAGUAUGGAAAACAUGUUAGAUACACAACGGGGUCCUAGACUUGUGUAGAUCUCCUCCGCCCAAAACAUUUUAGCAUUAUAAUAUGGUUUAAUCUGGAAUCAAAUACGCUUGCAAUUUGAUAAAUUCCUACAUUCACUCUCUCUGUACACACACUCACACCCACACACACACCCACAAGCAUACACAUUACUGUAGUUUUUAAGCUCUUGGUUUAGUCAAAUUUUGAGGGCAUUCUAAGUGCCGCGUGCGUUGUUGGCAUUUAACUUUCCAAGCCCUAGCGUAUUUGAUUUCUGUACUUUUUCUCGAAUAUAUAUAUACAUAUAUAGUAAAUGGCUAUAUCUAUUGUAUUAUCAAACAACAAACAGGCUAAUUCAAUUGUAUGCAAAGAUAUUUCAUUUGCAAUGCUCCAACUAAACAAACAAUUUAAAAAACGUAAAUAUAAUUAAUAUAUAUAUGUAUUCGCGUAUACAUAUAUACAUAUGUAUAUCACAUAAUACCAUACUGACACAAAGACAAACAAUGUCAAUUUCUUAGAAUCAAAUGCGUAUUAUUAUUAUCAUCUUAAACCAUAUUAAUGUGAAUAGUCUAAUUGAUUGCUUAGCUGAAACUUACACAACAACAAAAAACUUAAAUUCACAACAAUAAAUUAUCGAAAUAAAUGUACAAUUCCAUUAUAUAUAUAUACAACAUCUGAAUUGAUCUACGGUUUAUGAAUAAAGGAA